CGGAAGGUGACCGGCAUCAUGGCGGCCACGCCGCUGCUGAGGGACCGUCUGAACUUCCUGCACCGGCUCCCAGUUCUCCUGAAGGGGACGUCAGAUGACGACGUGCCGUGCCCAGGCUACCUGUUUGAGGAGAUCGCCAAAAUCUCCCACGAGUCCCCGGGCAGCAGCCAGUGCCUGCUGGAGUACCUCCUGAGCCGUCUGCAGAGCGGCUCAGGGCGCGUGAAGCUCAAGGUGCUGAAGAUCAUGCUCCAUCUGUGCAGUCACGGCUCCUCCUCCUUCCUGCUCAUCCUGAAGCGCAACCCCGCCUUCAUCCAGGAGGCCUCAGUGUUCACGGGUCCCCCGGACCCGCUCCACGGGAACAGCUUAUACCAGAAAGUGCGGGCAGCCGCCCAGGACUUGGGGAGCGCCCUGUUCUCGGACACGCCGGCCCCCUCUCCUCCCUCCCAGCCUCCCAGGGCCCUGCCUCCCACAGGCAUGGGAGCCCAGUCCAGGCCCCUGAGCGCCCUCCAGGGCUUCGGCUACAGCAAGGACCAGGGCCACAGUGGCUCUGCGGGAGAAGCCUUCCUCUCCACCAUCCAGAAGGCCGCAGAGGUGGUGGCCAACGCCGUGUGCCCUGGUCCUGAGAGCCCUGGCACCCAGGGGCCCCCGCCACAGGGUGAUGCCUACCAACCCGCUACGCCACCUUCAGCCGGCCACGGCCCGCUCACUCCCGGGGACGCGCUCCUGGCGGCCCGAGCUGUGAGACACCGGCCCGGACAGGCCGGUGGGGGCUGGGAUGAGCAAGGCGGCAGCCCCAGCUCUCAGAGCUCCUCCCAGGAGAGCGGCCGCAGCAAGGCCUCGGACUCAGGCAGUCGGUCAGGCAGCGACAGCCCCUCGGGAGCCAGCCGGGCGCCCAGUGACCUGGCCGAGAGGGUCGAGGCUGUGACCCUGAGUGACUGCCAGCAGGAGCUGAGGCUGGUCCAGAUGGUGACACAGGGGCCACGGGCUUUCCUGAGCCAAGAGGAAGCACAGCGCUUCGUCAAAGAGUGUGGGCUGCUCAACUGUGAGGCCGUGCUGGAGCUGCUGACCCGCCGCCUGGCCGGGACCAGUGAGCGCGUGCAGAUGAGAGCCCUGAGCGCCAUCGCCUCCCUGGGGCGCACGGACCUGCUGCCCCAGGAGCACAUCCUGCUUCUCGCUCGGCCCAGCCUGCAGGAGCUCAGCUCAGGCUGCCCGGGGCCCGUGACCGACAAGGCCGCCAAGAUCCUGAGGCAUUUCGAAGUCUCCUGCCGCCAGCACUGCCCUGCACGGAGGCCCGUGUUCGAGCCGGGCCCCGAAGCCGCCCAUGUGGGCCCGUCGGACCUGCUGGCUGAUGCUGUGCCUUUCUCGGGGGGCCAGACAUUUCUCCAGCCUCUGGCUUCAACCCUGUUGUGCCCCAAGGGCCCCACAGCCUCUCCCCCCCUGGACGAGGGCCCCCUCCCAGCCCUGGGGGACACCACAGAGGUCCGGACCGGACUGUCAGGUUCCGAACGCCGCGAGCCCGGAUCUGAGCGGGGCUCAGCACACACAGACGCCCCACUUGGAGGACCAGGGCUCGGCCCAGGCCCCAGCGGCUGCCUGUGGGGCCCUGUGGCCAGUGACAGCCACAGCUCCUUGUUUGCUGGCAUGGAGCUGGUGGCCUAUCCCCGCCUGGUGGCGUCAGGGACCCCCGGGGAGGAGCCCCCCUGUCCGCCGUGGACACUGUCGCCGAGGGCAGCAGCCGAAGGGCGUCCUGGCUCAGAGCUGUCAGCGUUUGCAUUCUUAAACUCGUGAGCUUGUGGGCCUCGGCCGCAUGUGGGGUGUCCCUGUCCUGUGACUCCCAGGACCCCAUGAUUCCACCCUGUCCCCCUGUGCUCAGCCCCGGGUGUCUGUGGUUGGCCUCUUCCCCUGUCUUUGCAAGGCCCGGGUGCAGGGAGCUGCCCAGCCUGGGGAGCUCAGCGUGGACGCACCAUCCUGGAACGCAAGCAGGAGCCCAUGGGCUGGCCGGAGCCACCAUAGCCCCUCGGAGGCGUGGUGGCGGGGGGGCAGCUCACAGGGAGGGCAGGAUGCACAGAGCCCGGCGGCUCAGGGCGGGACUGGGAGCUGAGCUCUGGCUCAGAGCGGCGGCUGUGCGCCCUGGGCUGCUGGCUUCCUGCCCCACAGCCUUCUGGUCUCGUGACAUGAGCACACAGCCUGUGCGGCCCCGUCUGCAAACACCAUCAGGCCCCUCAGGGGCAGAGGGCACCCCGUGGCCUCCCUAGGGGGACAGGACAGGAGGGGAGGCCUGAUGAUGGGGCUUGGAGGCUGACCCAUGCUGAGCCACCCCAAGUCCACAGGGCACAGGCUGGCCCCAGCUCCUGCCUGGGGUGUGUGUAUGGGGGGCCCAUCUGCACAACAAGCUCAGACUGGCACUGGCCCUGCUGCCGCCGUCUGGGUGGGGACCCAGAGGGGAAGGCCCUGGGGCUACCUCAGCCCCCCAACCCCCCAGGGGCUGGCUGUUUGGCCUCGGCAGUGGCGGGCCCCCAGGGUCCCUGGAGGAAACCCCCGCCGGCCUUGCCCUGGGGACAUGGAAACUGGGGGCUUGGGGGGAUUCGGAGCCACUGCCUGGAUCCUUGGUUUUGAGCUGAGAACCUCCCUCUGCAGAGUGGCCCUGGGCAGCCACCCGGUGGGGUCUGGCCCAGGGCCGUUUCCGUGGGUGACGCACGGCAGCUCCCUGUGUGGGGACUGACUGCGUGGGGCAGGCAGCGCAGGGCAGCCUCGAAGCCAAGCCGCUCCCGCUUCCUGAAUAAACCUUGUCCCCCAGA
Artibeus jamaicensis (Jamaican fruit-eating bat) is the source of this 2798-nucleotide messenger RNA. RefSeq names its product TEPSIN adaptor related protein complex 4 accessory protein (gene TEPSIN). Gene Ontology annotation, cellular component: trans-Golgi network membrane. Bases 19 to 1788 code for a protein of 589 amino acids. Lineage: Eukaryota; Metazoa; Chordata; Mammalia; Chiroptera; Phyllostomidae. The transcript has 13 exons. The record is from RefSeq and is a predicted model, not a curated record.